CGUUUUUGUCGUGCGACAACCGACUGUAAUGCUGACAUGGCUGCAACUGUGAGGUGCGGGGAGAAAUUGCCCUGCUUCCUCUGGUUUAUGCUGCUGGUGUUUGUUUCAUUUGCACUGUUGCCACCCCCAGUGUCAGCUCUUGUAGAAGGGCUUUACUGUGGUACCAGGAUAUGUUACGACGUUCUGGGUGUGAGUCGUGAAGCCACAAAAUCUGAGAUCGCACGGGCAUACCGGCAACUCGCUCGGAAGCAUCACCCCGACAAACACCGUGGCAUCGGCUCUGAAGAAGCGCACGACACAUUCCGGUUGUUAGCAACAGCAUACGAGACUCUAAAAGAUGAAGAAACUCGCAAGGACUAUGACUACAUGCUUGACCAUCCUGAAGAGUACUUCAGUCACUACUACCAUUACUACAGAAGAAGGCUGGCUCCAAAAGUCGACGUCCGUGUGGUCAUUCUUGUUACAGUUCUUGCCAUAUCUGUGUUUCAGUAUUACAGUUGGUGGACCAGCUACAGGGAAGCUGUUAACUACCUUGCCACAGUGCCAAAGUACCGAAUACAGGCUGCAGAAAUUGCCAAACAGCAGGGUUUACUCAAUAAAACUAAAGAAAGGGGCAAAAACCGCCGCUCUAAGGAAGAAAUUCGAGAAGAGGAGGAGGAAAUUAUACGAGACAUUAUCAAAAAUAAAAUAGAUAUCAAAGGUGGUUACCAGAAACCACACUUAUAUGACAUACUACUGUUCCAGAUUCUUUUGGCCCCUUUCUACUUGUGCAGGUAUAUUGUCUGGUACUGCUACUGGAUAUACCGAUUUAAAAUCAAACAAGAAGAGUAUGGCAAUGAAGAAAAACUGUACAUCAUUCGGAAGUACAUGAAGAUGUCACAGAGCCAGUUUGACAGUCUGGAGGACCAUCAGAAAGAAACCUUUCUUGAAAAAAAACUCUGGAUAAAAGAGAACUUUGAGACGCACAAACAAGAAGAGGAGGAGGAAAUGAAGAAGAAAAUGGCUCUUGACCCUCGAUGGAAAAGAUACAGACGAUGGAUGAAAAAUGAAGGCCCUGGCAGACUAACAUUUAUAGAAGACUGAAAUGUAAUUCUGUGGGCUACAGAGCUGAUGAGAGCAACACAUUAUUUUCAUAGUUAAAUUAUAUUGUUUUUAUAUUGUACUGCACUGACACUCAAAAAAUAACCUGGACUGAAAACGCAGUUGCAGACGUACUGGUUCUAAAUUCUCAAGUCUUUACUUGUGAAAAUAAGCAGCUCUCAACUGUUGUCAUGCUUGUUUUAAUAGGGAUUUGUAAAUUCCUUAGUGAAUAUCCCUUUUAAUAUCAAGUUCAAAAUUUAUGAAAACCUGCUGUACAUGUCAAAAGCCCUGUAUUUUUGAAAGCUGGGCCUUGUUAAAUAUAUAUAUAUAUAUAUAUUUUAUUUA
Protopterus annectens (West African lungfish) is the source of this 1425-nucleotide messenger RNA. It is a transcript of the gene DNAJC25, whose product is annotated as DnaJ heat shock protein family (Hsp40) member C25. The coding region runs from base 37 to 1083 and encodes 348 amino acids. Gene Ontology annotation, biological process: protein folding. Gene Ontology annotation, cellular component: endoplasmic reticulum membrane. The record is from RefSeq and is a predicted model, not a curated record. The transcript is spliced from 4 exons. Lineage: Eukaryota; Metazoa; Chordata; Ceratodontiformes; Protopteridae.